AUGCGUGCGAAACAGUCUCGGUCCAAUCGUUGGCGAGAUCGAAAGGGCUGUGGGCGGGGCUUUCUGUUCGGCGUAGCCAGUCGCGAGACGGCCCGCCGGACAAGGCCCACAGGCCACAACAAUGGUCUAAGCAGUGGGAGCUGCAGAACAGUCUUCACUGGCAGGCUGAGCACUCCGCUCUUCAGUAGAGGACUGCUGAAUAGGCAUAGAGGGCACCUGCACACCUUCAGUUCAGUCUGCAACUUCAGGUUGAGUAGCAGUGAACUCAGGAAGCUGCUCUUCCUUUUCAAUCUCUUCAAGAUCUCUGUAGAAGAAGAGACAGUUAUCUUGUUUCUUUGCUUGUUUAUCCUGUUUCUUUGCUUGUUACAGAAUCACACAGAUGAAACAUGUCCUUCAUUCACCAAACUGAGCUUUCACAGUGCAGUGGUCGGUACAGGACUAAAUGUGAAGUUGAUGCUCUACACCAGAAAAAACCUGACCUGUGCACAAGUCAUCAACUCCACAAUUUUUGGGAACUUGAAUGUGACCAAGAAAACCACCUUUAUUGUCCAUGGAUUCCGACCUACAGGCUCCCCUCCAGUUUGGAUGGAGGACUUGGUACAGAGUUUGCUCUCCGUAGAAGACAUGAAUGUGAUUGUUGUUGAUUGGAAUCGAGGAGCUACAACUGUGAUAUACAACCAUGCCUUUAGUAAGACCAGAAAAGUAGCAGAAGUCUUGAAGAAAUUUAUCGACCGGGUGUUGGUAGAAGGAGCUUCUCUUGACAACAUUUAUAUGAUUGGAGUAAGUCUAGGAGCCCACAUAUCCGGGUUUGUUGGAAAGAUGUACAAUGGGCAGCUGGGAAGAAUUACAGGUCUCGACCCUGCGGGCCCUUUAUUCAACGGGAGACCUCCCGAGGACAGAUUAGAUCCCGGUGAUGCACAGUUUGUUGACGUCAUCCACUCCGACAUUGAUGCACUGGGCUACAAGGAGCCAUUAGGAAACAUAGACUUCUACCCAAAUGGAGGAUUGGAUCAACCUGGUUGCCCCAAAACAAUAUUGGGAGGAUUGCAAUAUUUUAAGUGUGACCAUCAGAGGUCCGUGUACCUGUACCUUUCUUCUCUGAGAGAGAACUGUGCUAUCACUGCAUAUCCCUGUGACUCCUACCGGGAUUAUAGGAAUGGCAAAUGUGUCAACUGUGGCAUGCCACAAAAGGAGUCCUGUCCCCUGCUGGGCUAUUAUGCUGAUAAUUGGAAAGAGUAUUUAAAGCAGAAAGAGCCUCCUAUGACUAAAGCGUUCUUUGACACAGCCGAGGAGAAACCAUUCUGCAUAUAUCAUUACUUUGUGGACAUUAUAACUUGGAACAAGAACAUAAGAAGAGGAUCCAUUACAAUCAGAUUGACAGACAGAGCUGGAAACACCACAGAAUCCAAAAUCAAUCAUGAACCUGCAACUUUUCAGAAAUACCACCAAGUGAGUCUGCUUGCAAGAUUUAAUCAAGACUUGGAUAAAGUUGCAGCCAUUUCCUUGGUGUUCUCUACAGGGUCUACAAUAGGCCCGAAGUAUAAGCUCAGGAUUCUCCGAAUGAAGUUGAGGUCACUUGCCCAUCCAGAGAGGCCCCAGUUGUGUCGGUAUGAUCUUGUUCUGAUGGAAAACACCGAAACAGUCUUCCAACCUAUUCUGUGCCCAAGGUUGCAGAUGUAA
Messenger RNA from Puma concolor (puma), 1680 nucleotides. Lineage: Eukaryota; Metazoa; Chordata; Mammalia; Carnivora; Felidae. The record is from RefSeq and is a predicted model, not a curated record.